Lotus japonicus is the source of this 981-nucleotide messenger RNA. Its product is annotated as NADPH-dependent oxidoreductase 2-alkenal reductase-like. The transcript has 5 exons. Bases 1 to 876 code for a protein of 291 amino acids. Gene Ontology annotation, molecular function: 2-alkenal reductase [NAD(P)H] activity. NCBI's taxonomy places the organism in Eukaryota, Viridiplantae, Streptophyta, Magnoliopsida, Fabales, Fabaceae. The record is from RefSeq and is a predicted model, not a curated record.
AUGACAACGGAAAGAUCUAAGACUUCAUUGUUUACCACUGUCAUUCCAGAUGGUAUAGGUGUCCAGAGGAAUGGAUUAAAUAAUUGUGGUGUUUGGGUGGCAAAGUGGAUGAUGGAAAUGGGCAAGAAUGGAUAUAGAAUUGAGGCCUGUUGCAGCCACAACUCUGUAAUAAACUCCUCUCAGCUUUCAUUUGACUAUUUCCUUGUGUGUUUUGACCUUACCAGUGUGUUUUCAUCUUUUAACACAGGUAUGCCAGGAUUGACGGCAUUUGCAGGUCUCUUUGAAGUGGGCUCUCCCAAGAAAGGAGAGAAUGUGUUUGUUUCAGCAGCCUCUGGUGCAGUUGGUCAACUUGUUGGCCAAUUUGCUAAACUUACAGGUUGUUAUGUUGUGGGAAGUGCUGGAACUAAAGGAAAGGUUGAUCUAUUGAAGAAUAAAUUUGGGUUUGAUGGAGGUUUUAACUACAAGGAAGAGCCUGACCUAGAUAAAGCUUUGAAAAGGCACUUUCCAGAAGGCAUUGACAUUUACUUUGAGAAUGUUGGGGGCAAGACACUCGAUGUUGUACUCCUGAAUAUGAGAGUCCACGGUCGCAUCCCUGUCUGUGGAAUGAUUUCACAGUAUAAUCUUGCUCAACAGGAAGGUGUACAAAAUUUGGCACACCUCAUAUAUAAGCGGAUUCGCAUGCAAGGGUUUAUGUUCAGUGAUUUCUAUCACCUAUAUCCCAAAUUCUUGGAGUUUGUCCUGCCUCAUAUCAGAGAGGAAAAAAUUGUGUAUGUGGAAGACAUAGCGGAGGGUCUUGAGAUUGGUCCUGCAGCUGUGGUUGGCCUUUUUAGUGGUCGCAAUGUUGGAAAACAAGUGCUUGUUGUUGCUCGUGAAUGAAAAUCUUUUCUGGCAUUAUUAUGGUAUCAGAUUUUGUUCUGAAUUCUUAUUGAAAAUUUAGCAGUCUUGAUAUCAUCUUUUGUGAUCAUCUUUCUGAACUGUAUG